Molecule: messenger RNA, 2544 nt
Organism: Varanus komodoensis (Komodo dragon)
Lineage: Eukaryota; Metazoa; Chordata; Lepidosauria; Squamata; Varanidae
Gene: TROAP
Product: trophinin associated protein
Exons: 17
Coding region: 108-2171 (687 amino acids)
Source: RefSeq, a predicted model, not a curated record
GGACAGGCUGCUUGGGAUGGCUGUGAAUCAACUGUUUUGGCGAGAAAGGGGACGGGGCCAAUAACUGAGAAAGGGGAUUCACUGUAAGAUCAAGGCAGCUCCUCUAAAUGGCAUGCACCGGAAAGGAGAACCUGCAAGAAACUUUCCUUCCGGGGAGCAAUGCCGAGCCAAGGCAGAAGGAAAGCGCAUCUCUUGCUGCAAGUGCCUCUGGCAGCAGUAAGAUCCCGGUGCUGUCCAAAGGCAGAUCCUUGCCACGGUUGAAGCCAUCACAACAGCAGCAGGGCCAGCUGCCGCAGGCAUAUCUGUCCGGUGUGGGAAGCAAAGCAAUCAAGGUUGCCAAGAUGCCUCAUACCGGCUCAGUUCCUGGUGCUGCUCUUUUGAAAGCAGAAGCUGGGUUAUCACUCAAGAGCCUUUCCAGGGAGCCCCUGGGGGAAAUGCAGCUGAGCAGCUCCGGCCAUUGGAAUGAAGGCAGUGGGCCCAACGGCAAAGGAGCUAGCACAGUUGAGUUUGUUCCUGAUGUAGCAGCCCUUGCUAGUAUCCUGUCCAACACGGGGCUGACUAAUGAUAUGGUGAGUUCCACCCACAAGCCCAGCCUGGCCCGACGCGUCCCUCUGAGAGGGAGCAGAGCCUGCUCAGCUGGAGUUGGGACAGCCCGGGGCACUCUGUGUACAGGGAGUUUAGCAGCAAAUCAUGUUCCGAUGUCCUCCAUCUCCAGAUUAACGUCAAAAGGUACAGACCAGCCACGGUCUUGCGCCCUGACCCUGGACCCACAGCAGCUGAAGAUGCUGUCAGCUACGUUCCAGAGCCUUGGGCCCGGGGUGGCGGUGGCAAAACCCAGCCAAGUGGUGGAGAACCUGGGAGUGGGCAAGAGAAAAGCCCCUGUGUCUGGGCCCAAGGCAGACAGUCUGAGCAGCGUUCCUGAGGCUGGCAUUGCAGUGCACAGCAGCUCAUCUGGGAGAAAGGACACUGCGGACACCUCAUGGCAAGGUGAAGCGUUUGUACCAGAUCGAGCUGCCAAAGCCAGCAUCCUGCUGAACAUAGGCCUGAGCCAUUCAGCGCUGGGAGCCAACGGCAAGCUGAGCCUGGCCCAGCGGGUGCCUGUGAAAGAUGCUCGGAAGCCACCCAUCAGUUCGGGCAGCACGAUGGGAGAAAAUUCCUUUCCACGGCUCUCCCACAUGAGUGCAUCCUCUGCAGGAAAGUUCGGACGGCUGUCCUGUCGUUCCACACAGGGCCUGAAAGGUCUGGAGAAGUCAGAGGCACCUGGAGACCAGCUGGCUGGCACACCUGGUGACAGAUGCUCUGCUGUCGACUCUUCACCCUACGGACUCGCUAGGAGAGUGCCCAUUGCUUGCCCACAGUCCUUGCAUCGCAGUCCCUGGUCGUGCAACCGGAUGCCCGUUUCUUCCUGCAUGGGGGACAAAAGGGUUAAGAGGACAGGCGGGGCCACCCCGAAGGUGGGCCCGGUGAGCGCCAAGCAGGAAAGCACUGCUGUGCCCUGGGAGAAGAUCGCUGUGCGGCUCUUUGAUGACGAGAUGGCAGGGUCGGUGAAGAAAGCACACGCUGCUCCUGUGAUCCCCCCAGGCAUGGAAAAGCUCCAACGCAUUGAGCUCCUGGCCCAACUCUUGCAGAAGGAGAUGAAUGGUGUUCUUGAUUGUGAUGCUGCCCCUUCACUGGAAGGAUUGCACAAACUGUUGUUGGCUCACUGCCUGCCUGCUCAGGAGUCACCCACGCCUGGCCUGCCCGCUGCCCCUCAGCAGGAUCCUGGAUCAAACGCCUGUGAGCUGGCCCCGGUGUCCACGGCUGCAGCAGCACCGGGAUCUCCUGCCAUGGCCACCACCUCCAGCCAGCUCCCUGCCUGCCCCUGCCCUUCCUUGCCUUCGCUUCAGCCACCUCCAUGCCAUGCAAGCCGUACGGGCCAGGCCAAGCAGCAACUGCGUGCCCUGCUCGGUGCACCUCAGCGCUUCCACGAGGCCUGCCUCAACGAUGAGUGCGCCGUCUAUACUGCCCGCAUCCCUUCUGCCACCCAGCCCCCAGUACAGCGGUGCAAGGAGCCUGUGGCAGCGAUGCUGGACGCUCAGGAGGCCAUGCACUUUAUACCCAUCUCUGCACCUCUCUCCCCACCACUCACGGAAGGAAAGAGGUCUUCACCCUCAUCAAGGCCUGAGCCAUGACACUGCUCGUCAGGCGCCCAUCUGCACAGGGGCUGCACUGACAUUCCUCUUUGCCAGCCUGGUGACUUAGAGCCUUCCGCAGCUGCUACCCUUGGAUCCCACUUUCUGACCACUAGCAAGUCUCACCAGGACCAGACAUCCCAUCUGUCUUGGCUGGGGGAGCCGGGAGCUGAAACCCCCCCUCUUGCCUGAAAGCAUGUGGUGCUUGGUGGAAAGAAGUGCCUGGUACUUGUGCCAAGGGAAGGCUGGCCGUAGGGAACGGAAUCCGUGCCUCUUUGACCUGCAAGUUACUGCUAUAAAAACUGUACACUAUCACUGUAUUAACUGUGUGUAAAAAGGUUUUUCUUAAAAAAAUAAAAAUAACUUUACUGUA